Molecule: messenger RNA, 1366 nt
Organism: Camellia sinensis
Lineage: Eukaryota; Viridiplantae; Streptophyta; Magnoliopsida; Ericales; Theaceae
Product: cytosolic sulfotransferase 5
Molecular function (GO): sulfotransferase activity
Source: RefSeq, a predicted model, not a curated record
AGAUUAAUAAUUAUAUAUUUAGAUUAUAUUCAUACACGACAAAUAUAAGUUGAAAAAUAGACCGUAUGUUUUUAAAGACAAAUGUGAAUUAUUAUUCAACUCACCUUUUUUUAGAAGAUUUGAAUAUAGAUAAACAAAGGGCACUUAAAAGAUCUAACCAUUUCCAACUUCCUAAACCUCAUCUUCUCGGGUCAUGGCAACUAAUAACAGCUCCCCAAACACUUCCUCCUCUACUUGUCCAUUGUUUGAUGAUCUUCCUCGAGAAACAUGGAGAGGAAUAAACGAUCUCUACAUGUGGGAAGGCUUCUGGUACAGGCUUCCUCACCUUGUGGCCGCCAUUGCAGCACAAUCAAGCUUCAAACCUCGUGACGACGACAUCGUACUUGCUUCCUCCAUGAAGACUGGCACCACAUGGCUCAAAGCUCUCAUCCCUACCAUCAUGAACCCAAGUGCUCGUUUGGCUGGCCAUGAAGAUGAUGACAAUUACGACCCUCUGAUCAAAAACCAUCCCAAUGAGCUCAUCCCAUCUCUGGAAAUGCAAAUAUUUGCAGAGAAAUCUACUUAUCAUCUCUCAGCCAUGCCCUCCCCGCGGCUCUUUCGAACCCACUUGCCAUACAAGAUGCUUCCGGUGUCCCUCCGGAGCUCAGGUUGCAAGAUGGUGUACAUCACUCGAAAUCCAAAGGACGCCUUUGUAUCCCUAUGGCACUUCAUAAACUCAGCCAGGACGAGCGAGCAACACCCGUUCCCCCUGGCUGAGACCUUCAACAAGUUUUGCAAUGGGGUUCAUGUUUGUGGCCCGUUCCACGACCACGUUCUCGAGUACUGGAAAGAAAGCUUGAAAAGGCCUGACAAAAUUCUCUUCAUGAAAUAUGAGGAGAUGAAGAGGGAUCCGAGUGGGGAGGUGAAGAAGCUGGCUGCUUUUCUGGGAAGGCCUUUCGGGGAAGAAGAAGAAGAAGUUGAUAAGGUGCUGUGGAGGUGUAGCCUUGAGAGGAUGAAAAGCUUGGAGGUUAAUCAAAAUGGGGUUGAGCCUUGGGUUGGGAUUCCCAAAAGUGCUUAUUUUAGGGUUGGGGUUGUUGGGGAUUGGAAGAACAAUUUGACAUUGGAGAUGAAAGAGCGUCUUGAUGGAAUUACAAGCUCAAAGCUGGCAGGGUCUGGGCUGGAUCUCUAAAUUUAAUCAUCUUAUCACAUAUGGAGUAAUAUGAGUGAAACUGUGUUUUCAACAAGUGCUUUUUUUUAGCUAAAAAGCCAAGUGCCAUGAGAGGUUUUAAUAAUAAACAAUAAAACCUACUACUGAUUCUUCUAUGCGAUGUUCUCAAUUUAUAUUUUAAUUAUAAUGUCUUUUAAUAUAAUGAAACUUAAUGAAUUA